Paramecium pentaurelia is the source of this 144-nucleotide messenger RNA. The record is from the annotation of a GenBank genome assembly. NCBI's taxonomy places the organism in Eukaryota, Ciliophora, Oligohymenophorea, Peniculida, Parameciidae.
AUGUAUUUAAUAAGAAAUACUGAACUCUAAACAGGUGCUUAUAAGAAUGUGAUUAGAGAAUUUGAAAUAACAAAACAACUAGAUCAUAUCAAAUAAUUCAAAGAGAAAAUGAAAAGGCAAUUAGUAAAAAUUUUACCACUUUGA